Messenger RNA from Diabrotica balteata, 2913 nucleotides. The record is from the annotation of a GenBank genome assembly. Lineage: Eukaryota; Metazoa; Arthropoda; Insecta; Coleoptera; Chrysomelidae.
GACGUUUAAUACCAUAGAUUGCCACAGAGUUUGUGUUGUGUUUAAUAUUUAUUAAUGUUGUGCUUUGUAGGCAAAUAAAUGCAAAACUAUAAAUAUGUACACUUUUAUAAUUAAUAUAAUUAACAAUUGAUAUGUUGAACAUGUCUUUUCAGCAGCAAGGUGUCACUGGCGAUAUAUUGCAUUUAAAUGUUGGAGGUAAAAGAUUUUCAACAUCUAGGCAAACUUUGUCCUUAAUCCCUGAUACUUUUUUUACUGCUUUACUAAGUGGACGAAUAUCUAGCUUAAGGGAUGAAAAGGGAGCCAUAUUUAUUGAUAGAGACCCUAAGUUUUUUUCAGUAAUCCUGAAUUAUUUACGUACGAGAGAGGUAGACUUAAAAGAUGUAGAUGUUAGAGCUCUUAGACACGAAGCUGAAUAUUACAAUAUUGCCCCCUUAAUUAAAAGACUUUUACUAUGUGAGGAGCUUACACAACCAACAUGUGGAGAUGUGCUGUUUUAUGGUGCUUUACCACCUCCUUGUAUUCCUGUUCAAGAUCCAGGUCAGCUGUACCAGUCAACUGAACCGAUUGCAACACACAAUUCAAGAGCUGGCCCAAGCAGAGGUACAGAUGGGCAUUCAGAUGGAGAAAAUGGAAAAUCUUCAGACGAGGCUGGCAGCUCAAAUCAAAAUCAAUUGGGAUAUACACUACAUUCACCAGGAUAUCUACCAAGUAGACCACAUGGUCAUUCAAGGAAUUCAUCCUUAGAACUUAGAUUGGGUCAAUCCAAUAGUUACAGUAGAAGCUCACAGGAUUUGCGUGGAUUAUCUGGCAGAGGGCAUUCAAGAGCAGCUUCGUUAGACCUAAGACAUGCUAGAAAUUCUUCAGCAGAUCUUAAUAAAUUAGUAAGGAAUGAUGUCGGAUUGAUAUUUGGAGUUACAGCUUCUAGUUGGGCCGAUCCUCUUAGGGUUCAGAUUAUAAAGGCACACCAUAAUUGGAUAGUUGUGGCCUAUGCCCACUUUGUUGUUUGUUAUAGGUUAAAAGAUUCUAGUGGAUGGCAACAAGUAUUUACCAGUCCAUACAUUGAAAGUUGCAUUGAAAGAAUUGCAAUUAAUGCUAAAAUUGGUUCUACAGAAGCUUCAAAAAUGGUUGCUAUAUCAUAUGGAAGCCAAGUUAGAUUAUGGGGUAUUACAGAUGUUGGUUCACGGACAAAUAUCGGCACCUUUAAUUUGUGUGUUAGAGUAGAAUAUUUAUUUUUUAUAGGUAGUCAACUUGUUGCAUUGUCCCCUUCAGGAAAGUUAGGAGUUUGGCAUGCUAUGACUCAACAUUGGCAAACACAAGAUGUUAUGCCUAUUGCUUCUUUUGAUACUGCAGGCUCAAUAUUAUUAUUAGGAUGUAACAAUGGCUGUAUAUACUAUAUAGAUAUGCAGAAAUUUCCAUUACGAAUGAAAGACAACGAUUUACUUGUAACAGAAUUAUAUAGAGAUCCAAACAAUGAACCAGUUACUGCUAUCUCAGUUUAUCUUACCCCAAAAACGAACAUUUGCGGCAACUGGAUUGAGAUUGCAUAUGGAACAACUUCAGGUGCAGUCAGGCUUAUAGUUCAGCAUCCUGAAACUGUUGGUCAUGGACCUCAAUUGUUUCAAACUUUUACAGUCCACCAGAGUCGAGUUAUAAAAGUAACACUCUCUGAGAAAUAUCUUGUUUCCGUUUGCUCUGAAUACAAUCAUGUCAGAAGUUGGAGGGUAACAAGGUUUCGGGGUAUGCUUUCUACACAACCUGGAUCAACCCCAGAAGCAUCUUUUAAGAUUGUAUCUUUAGAAAACGUUGAACCAACAAUGAUCUAUGGAGUUGCUAAUGAGUGCGGACCUUUCGGAGAACAAGAUGAUGAGCAAGUUUUUAUCCAAAAGGUGGUCCCAGAUUCUGACCAAAUAUUUGUGAGACUAGCCAGCAAUGGGAAACGGAUUUGUGUAAUUAAAGCUGUAGAUAAUAGUACUGUUAGUGCUUUCUGUGUUCACGAAUGUGAAGGGUCCAGUAGGAUGGGUUCCAGACCAAGGAGGUUUAUUUUUACUGGCCAUUCAAAUGGUUCUAUUCAAAUGUGGGACCUUACAACUGCUCUUGACAUUUCUUAUAAGUCUGAUAGUACUAGUAUUAAUCAAACUAACGGCGGUCCGAAUAUGGAAGAAUUACUUCUUAUGUUGGAUCAGUGUGAUAUUAGUAACAGUUUGUGUUCAACUCCUUGCAUGUCUCCUUCUCCAUAUAUGGCUGCUGCUUUACGACUGAAAUCCAGUAAUGUAGCAUUUUUAAAUCAGCAAUUACAUCAGGAUAAUGAAAAAGCUACAAACUCAUCAUAAAUCAUUUACUUAAUUUAUUAAAUGUCAAUUUUUAUUAAAUAUUUAAAUUUUGUGACAAAACAUAUUUUUAUCUAUUCAUCAAUCUCACUUUGAACAGAUCUCAUAAUACCUAAAUCUAUCAAUAUAAAUGACUUCGCUUCCGGUUUAGUUGCUGCUUUGCAAUAUUCAUUUCUAUUUUAUGAGUUAGUUAGACUGAUAUACGAAGUAUUAUUGUAUAAAGGGUGUUUCACAUAGACCACAAAGACAUAUCUGAAAAUAAUCUGAUUUGAAAUCUGAAAAUUUCCGCUUUUGGGCAGAUUUUGUAUAAGUAUAAUAUUCUAUCUAAAAUUUAUAUGUUUUAAGAUAUUCAUCUCUGUUACAAAAUUUUGACAGACAGAAGGAUUUUGUCUUAUUUAUAGGACACUGACAAUAUUAUUUCUUUUUUAACUCUUAAAAUUAAUUUAAUUUAAAGAAAAAUUAUAUAAAUUUUAGGCUGCAGUUAACUGAACUAUAAUCUUUGUUGUAUUAUAUCACCAAUAUCCUUUCAAUAAAUAAAAGUUAUUGGACAAAUUUGCUGACUUUGUUUAGAUUAACACAUUUAUUA